GAUCAGCGGUUAAAAAAGUUGAGGAACAGUUGGGAAAAAAGGCGAAAAAAAUGUCGAGAAAAAAGUCGGGAAAAAAGUCGAGAAAAAGGUCGAGAGAGAAAAAAUCGAGCACACAAUUUGCAUGGCACUUACCCGGCUCCGUGCAAACACUAAGACGGGUCUUACGGGGUGUGUUCACAUGAGAAAAAUCGCACCGGCGCGAGUUUCAUACCGGGAUGACUUUUUGAUUUCGUAUUACGUUCACAUGAUGACUGGGUCAUUUUGAAGGUACACUUCAUGUUGAGAUUUAUAAUCGCAAACAUCAUGCAUGCGCUACUCGUUCCAGUCUACCGGCAGACCGAUUUCACCCGGGAAUGGGUGGACGUUUCGCGUUUACCUGAUAUCGUUGCAAAAUCUCGUACCGGAGUGAAAUUCUCGCCUCGGUGCGGCAACCGGGGUGAACUCGCGCCGGGGCGACUCGCGCCGGCAUGACAUUUUGUGGUGGUAUCAUGUAAACAAAUGUCGAGCGAUCGGAGGGAACCGGAGUGAACCCGCCCCAGCGCGAAAGUCGCCCAGGUGUUAUGUAAACACCCCUACAGGUUUUAGGUCUUAGUUUUCGUUUGGAUCUCCGAUAAUCUGCAUGUGAUCUCCAGCUAAUAUAUAUUUGCGAACAAUUAUAUCUCUGUUCAGUCAGCAGACGUUAGCGGGGCGGGAACGCGUGACGAACCCCUAAGAACGUGUGAGCGGGAGGCUAGAAAGUGCUAACGCAUAAAUUUUUUCAAGCUUCACAAAGCGUUUUAAAACGAAGUUCUUUGCAGUCUUUUUGCAAAUCCGAGAAUCGUCCUAGCAUGUUUUUAACGUCUGCCAGGGUGUGUUAACUUUGAUGUUUUCAUUAGUCGUUUAGACAAGCUGUCGGACUAAUAAGGUCAUAAUAAUAUUCUAAGUUAUUUAAAUUUCCAACUAAGUGCUAAUAUUUGAUAAUAUGCUAAACAUGCUAAACGCCAUACUCAUUCCAUAGUUAUAAAAUACGCACAAAUUAGCUCCUCAGAGACAAAUGUCAAAAUCCGCAAUUAAAACGGAAUGCGGGAACACUCAAUAAUAGUGACCUUUUCGAGGGAGAGGUUUUAAUUCGCUCAAAUAUAGUCGUGUGUCUUAAAGAGAAGUAUAAAAUUACGAUAUGAGUAAAUUAAUGAGUUGUUAGUAAUAUAUUGUUCCAUUGAAAACGUGCUAAAUUAUUUUAUAAACAAACUGUUGGAGGUCUGGCGAAGCAAAUCGCCUCCUUUGGAUCGGUGUAGAAAUAUAAAUAGAUGAUAAUUUAGUUAGCCUUUUAUCAUCAGCGACUUUUAUCUACAAAUUUUAACUGCAAUGUUCAAAAUGAUCGCUGGAGCACAAGGUAAGCUUUUCAGCUGCCUUUCAGCUAAUAUUAAGCGUGCGUACAAAACGUUUUUAAACUUUUAAUUACUUCCACGCAUCGCGAAGUAAAGGAUUCGCGACGUUCAGGAAUGUCCCAAAGUUGCUUUUUUUGGGACAAGAUUGGGCACGGAAAUUCUGUUGGUUUUCGGUUUCAGUUCGACUAUUUGACGAAGUGAGAGCCGGAUUAUUUGUUCUAGUUAUCUCGAGAUCACUUCGAUUUCUUUGAUUUAUUCUUUAACUUUUUCGAGGAAGAAAGAAUUAUUAUUUUGGCUUUCACGGGGUUUAAACCGACUCACCUGUGUGACUCGUCAAAUAAGAGGACACUCUAAGGUGCUGUUUACAUGGAGGGAGGAAGAUCCUAGUACCAGGAAGAUCCUACAGGGCGGAUCAUCCUAGCGCCAUAUGUUUUCUGUAUUCAGUUUACAUGCAACGGUUGUACUUGUCCCUAGGACUAGAAUCUUCUUAGUACGGGGUGGUUUCGGCUAUUUCACGAAAUGACACCACAGAAGUUCAAGGGAGAGUUUGUUAUUAAAAAAACUUAAAAGUUCAAGUCACGUUCUGUGUUUACAAGUUUACCGAAGCCGUAAGAUAUCUGAAGUUCAAGUGAUAGUUUGUUAUUAUUGGCAGGGGCUGUUUAGUUUUAAUUAAGUUCAAGUCAAGUUUGUGUUGGAGGAUGUUGUGUUUUAAAGCUCUGUAAAGACUAUGUUCCUUUGGUACAGUACUAUAAACUUCUUUGUGUUAAUCCUGGCCUGCGUGCUUAUAGUCAGUGAAUGAUUGUCCUCAAAACAUUCGAACUCGUAAGUAACAUUGAGUUUUAGCCAAUUCCAUGCUCAACGUAAUUGACUCCUUACCCAUGCCUUACAUAUCUUUAAUCAGUACAUGAGACUGUUUAGGCUGUUUUUGAAGCAUGAUGUAAAAAAAAAAAAUAGAGAAUUCCUUUUUCACUGUUUUUUUAUUGUUAAACUUGUUACUCACCACCAGUCAUCAGAGCAUAACUGGGCUAAUAUUUCAGAGACAAUUUGCUCCGUAAUGCUAGUAAUGGCAAGUUGGCCUCUUGGAUGUUGCUCUUUUCAGAAUAUCCUGACAAAUCCGAUAAUUUCACAAACUGACACCUUACUUCCACCAUAUAUCAUUUCUUACUAUUCCUCCGCAUUUACAAUUAUUUCCACAACCACGACGCCGAAGUGUACGCUCCGUUUUUUAACAUGUCACUGUACGACUGCCUGUUCUACUGUCUACUCAAAAUCUGUGUUGUUAGAAUGAACUUACCUUCAAUUGAUUGUGACGAGAGCCAGACAGUCACUAGACUACUCAGCAAGAAUGAAAGAACUCGUGCCAUGUCGUGAAUUUAGCAUUUAAAUAUUUGCUGAAGAAUAGGUCCAAAUUAUGCUCAAAAGAUCGGAGUUCUCAGCAAAAGACCUUCUCUACAUACACUACUUCGGAAGAGCACAUGCACAUUUGGGACUUCCUGUUUGUUGGGUAAUUUCAUAUACCCCAUGAUGCUUCGCGGCUAAUUUCUGUCUUCUCUCAGCGGUGGAAAGAGCAUUCCAAGGGUUUCGAGGGAGAUUUUCAACGACCUGAAUUUCAAGAUGCAGCUCAGUCAAGGUAAGUUUCUAUGAGCCCUGUUAAUCUUUGGUAUCUGAUUGAUAAUGUAAAAUGUUUCCAUGGUCAUUUCACCCAUUAUUGUUCUCGUCUACGACCCUGUUAAGCCAUGCUGUUUUAACUCGCAAGUGAAUAUUUAUUGAGAUGACUUUUAAUUAUCGAAAACUGUGUUUAUUCUAGCAAAGUUUUGCCCUAAUGAAUUAUUUAAAUCUGCGUACAAGGAGUGCUUGAUACUGGUUCCAAGCGCCGACCUCUUUCGACCCCGCGAUUUUUAUGGGUUUUAUCGUUUUGAAAUAUCGCCCUUUCUCCGCUAAGAUGCAAGACGAAGGUUUCAAUUUCUUUAUGCUAAGUCCUGCGAAGAUGGGACAUUUUUUCUUGAAUUUUUCGCUGAUCAAAACACAAAUAUUAUCUCUUGAGGGUAUGGUGAAUGUUUGAAUUCAAUGGUUUAUAGUGUUAAAGCUUUUUUGAAAUUGGUUUCUCAUAUACAGGCCAGCAAAUGUCAUGGAAUAGCAUGCCCCAGGACCUCAACCGGCGUAUAAAACCUUUAAAGACAUUUUGAUGAUUCUUUUAGGAUCCAUUGUUGCGAAGAAGUGGGUGUUUUUGUAUAUGUAUUUUGCCAUUUCUUAAUAAAGCUUUGUUUAUGUUUGACGACAAUGAUUCUUAGCUGGUGUUGCGUUACGAAAUAUCUAGAGAUGUCUUUGUUAUCUCUAUUGUUUGUUCUGUUGUUCGUUGGAGCUAUUCCCCGCCUUUGAAUUUUAUCUCCGAUAGAAGUCACUUUGUACUUUAAUGGUCUCGGUAUCUUCUGCAUAAGCCGAGCUUGUUGAAGUAAAAGCAUGUGCGGUCACCCUACGGGUUGACUGCAUCGAUGAAUUAUUGAACUGACAAUAUGAGCACCGCGAUCACAAGCAACGAAUAGAAAUCUCACACCUAGAAUAUGUAUUUAUUUCAAGACAAGUACGUGGAACUCGCUUGUUAAUCCAUGGAGAGCUUUAUCAACGCACGUUAAAACAGGACGUGCUGAAGCAAAGACCUUCCUUGUUAUCUAAGAACAUUUGCGUGGACUGCCUUGCUAUCGUAAGCUAACUCAUAGUCGGCCGCCGAAACACUCUCUUUGACUUAACAAGAGAUAUAUUUGGUAUGGUAAAACGAAAAUCGUAAAUAGAUCGACACAGCAAAGGUACAGAAAGUUUUAACGGCAAAACAAGUCGCUUUCGCUUUCGCAUUCCACCGUUGUUGAACUGAUAGGAUCACGUGCGUGCGGAAGCUUGAUAAUAUAGUAUGAAGCGAUGCAGCAUGGGAUAUAUGAAAUUCCCCUCUUUGGGUAAUCGUAAAGUUCCGAAGUUAGCCAGACUGCAGAGAAUAUUUCCGGCGAGCAUUCAAUUGACAACCUCAUCCUUUGGAGUCAAGGACAGAGGCCAGAGUAAGUUAUACGGUGGCCCACAACUGCCACGGCAAAACCAAAAACCUCACGGCAAAACCGAAAACCUCACGGCAAAAACAAAAUACCUCACGGCAAAACCGAAAACCUCACGGCAAAAACAAAAUACCUCACAACAAAACCAAAAACCUCACGGCAAAACCAAAUACUUCACACGGCAAUACCUCACUUUAUUUUAUCUCUGUUUAUGACGUAACCAAUUCUCUGAAAAAGUCAUUUGUGUAGACAGUAGGAUCUCUUUCUAUCCUAGUAGGUGAUUACCUCUAUAAUCUUUUAAGCCACCAGUCUCGGAUCCAAAAGUGCUUUCGGGAAUUUGACAGUAGUGUACUAUGUUGUUUUUACGCCGUUUUGGUGGAUUCCCUUUGGAUUCCCUCGCAAAAAGUGUAUUCCCUUCAUUACAUAUGCAGGAUUCCCUCGCAAAAAGUGCGUUCCUCCAUACUCUCCAUUUCUAAUGAGCGUCUCUGUUAUACAAUAGAAACAAAAACUUUGCCUAGACUUGCCCGGUAAGUAACUUUAGUAUAAAAAAUAUCAGCAAGUCCACAGCGACAAACCAAUGAGUGGUGCCGGAUCUCCCAGUUGUAGACCUGGAUCAGCAUAAUAACAAGUAACUUUAGCCCAGUUUGUCGGACCGUCUAUUAAAAAAAUAGGAAUAAGAGGAGCGACCACCUAGCAACGCGAGAAACCGCUUAUGUCUUCUAUUUAGCGCUAAAAAUCGAACAUAACCAAAACACAUACACAAAGAAAAGCUGAAAACUCUUUAUGUCAAUUUUGACUAACUAUUACAAAACUGUUUUCUCCGCUCUCAGCCAGACCAAACGGACAGCCUUGACUUAUUAUAAAGACACAAAACAAUGAAAAAAACUUAUGAAGGGUUAAUUGAAACACGCGACUAAUAAAUACUCGCAAUAAAACCAGACACUUUUCUUUUAAAGACACAAUAAAUUAACUUUAUGACCCUUUAAUAAUUGCAAAAAGAUAAAAUACUCAGUGAUUUGAAAGAAAUCCAUUAAGUAGACAAACAAAGGCAAUCCGUCUUUUUUUUUUUACGCUACGUUUCCUCAUCAUUUUUUUUUAUUCUCUUCUCCACAAUUUUGUUAUUUUCCCUCCUCAAUUUUUUUUAUUCUUUCAACCGGGGGUCUUACCACGAGGGGUCUUACGACUAGGAGUCUUACAACCAGAGGUCUUACCACCAGGGGUCUUACCACCAGGGGUCUCACAACCAGGGGUCUUACAACCAGGAGUCUUACAGCCAGGGGUCUUACGACCAGGGGUCUCACAACCAGAGGUCCUACCAUUAGGAAUUUUACAACCAGGGGUCUUGCUAUUAGGAGUUUAACAAUCAGGGGUCUUAGUAUUAGGAGUUUUACAACCAGGGUUCUUAAGACCAGGAGUCUUACAACCAGGGGCCUUUUGUUAUUAUUAUCAUAUUGCCUCUUUGAACCUGCCGAUAAUUAUCCAUUUGAACAACGUUUUGAUUUAGAAACCCUUGGAUGUAAGAAGUCUAGAGCAUAAGAACCCCGGAACGUACCAACUUUUGGAAGUAAAAAAUCCUGGAGGUAAUGACCCCUAAACGAAAGAAACGUUGAACGUUAGAACCCCUUGAUGUAAGAUUUCUGAGCGGAAGAACUCCUCAUGUUACCAACCCUUGGACGUCAAAAUCCUAAACGUACACUGCUGUUUUGUCAUAAAAAUGUUUUAGCAUGUUUAAAUUGGAAAUGAAGGGUGCUUUUUUAAAUUUUUCGCCAUGAAGUCAAUAGAUAACAACUAUCCAUCACAAGUUCGUGCUAAAGGUCUAGGUCUUGGACCAUUUUUUAACUUGUAGGAAAGAUAUUUUGCAGUUCUUCAGAAGAAUCAUAAUCUUGUGAGUGGAGGUCGUGAUACUGAGCUGAACUGUCAUCGUUGACCAAGUUAGCUUCACUGUUACCUAGUCUUUUUCGUACUCGUCUUUCGAGUCUCUUGCGUCUAAUGAAGCAAACAAUGACCAGCGCAAUUACGAGAAUAAGCGUGAUCAGAACUGGAAUUAUAACGUUUAUAGGAGCGGCGGAGGAACCAGUCUGUGUUUCUAAUGAGCCUGAAACUGAAAGUUAAAUAAGAACUUUGAGAAUUCGAAGCAUUACCGACGCUAAAACAAAACGUUAGACAACUCGCGCAAAAACCCAUUAGCACGAACGUUUUGCCCAAAAUCUCUAGAGCCCAUUAUGAAAACACCUAGUAUGUUACUUUCCACAAAUAUAUUGUCACUCCAAGAUACUUUAUUCCGCCAAAAACACGAGAAAGAAACUUCAAAAUGCUAUACUACAACUACCUUAAGUUGUUUCGUGAUUGUCACAUACUACAGCAAAAUUUACGAACUUAAUUUCUUCUUAAGUUAUUGUCAAUUCUUUAACUAACUUUGCAUGCUUUAAUAUUGUAUAUGUAAAACAGAAGCAAUUAAUUGGAACUUGAGUAUUCAGCCGCGAGUGGAGAAGAGUAACAAAAGUAAGUUUCGUCUUAAAAUUGCAAUUAAGCUUGAGGGCUAAUCGUCUAAGAUUGGGAGAUAGUAAUCCGGACUUGGUAGGGCGUUGUCCGGACACCUAAAAAACAACUGCAAGCCAUCUACAUUUUCCUUACCGGGUGUUGGUGUUGGUGUUGGUGUUGGUGUUGGUGUAGCAAUCGUUGAAACAUUCAGCGACUGAUUUGCUGUAGAAGAAGAGAGACAAUGUUUACGGUCAUUAAGAGAACCUAUUCUGUAUAUCAGCUCCUUCCAGUUUAAGAUAUGUUUUUUAUCUAUGCAAUUAUAUUGCUAAAGUUAGAACACAGAGGAUUAAAAAGUAACACAGAAGAAAACAGGGUAACAAGCGCAACCAGGUCAACAAAGGGUAACAAGGGUAACAAGGGUAACAAGGGUAACAAGGGUAACAAAGGGUAAAAAGCGUAACAAAGGGUAACAAGGGUAACAAGGGUAACAAGGGGUAACAAGAGUAACAAGGGUAACAAAGGGUAACAAAGGGUAAAAAGGGUAAAAAGUAACAAAGGGUAACAAGGGUAACAAGGGUAACAAGGGUAACAAGGGUAACAAAGGGUAACAAAGGGUAAAAAGGGGUAACAAAGGGUAACAAGGGUAACAAGGGUAACAAAGGGUAAAAAGGGUAACAAAGGGUAACAAGGGUAACAAGGGUAACAAGGGUAACAAACAAAGGGUAAAAAGGGUAAAAAAGGGUAACAAAGGGUAACAAGGGUAACAAAGGGUAAAAAAGGGUAAAAAGGGUAAAAAGGGGAAAAAAGGGUAACAAAAGGGUAACAAAGGGUAACAAAGGGUAACAAAAGGGUAACAAAGGGUAACAAAAGGGUAACAAAAGGGUAACAAAAAGGGUAACAAAGGGUAAAAAGGGUAACAAAGGGUAACAAGGGUAACAAGGGUAAAAGGGUAACAAAGGGUAAAAAGGGUAACAAAGGGUAA
This is a messenger RNA of Porites lobata, 7871 nucleotides long. NCBI's taxonomy places the organism in Eukaryota, Metazoa, Cnidaria, Anthozoa, Scleractinia, Poritidae. The record is from the annotation of a GenBank genome assembly.